Messenger RNA from Betta splendens (Siamese fighting fish), 5460 nucleotides. It is a transcript of the gene topaz1, whose product is annotated as testis and ovary specific TOPAZ 1. The coding region runs from base 181 to 4971 and encodes 1596 amino acids. Lineage: Eukaryota; Metazoa; Chordata; Actinopteri; Anabantiformes; Osphronemidae. The record is from RefSeq and is a predicted model, not a curated record. The transcript has 20 exons. Gene Ontology annotation, biological process: spermatid development; spermatocyte division.
UGCUUUAAACACUUGCGUGAUCAAUGUGCGCUGGUAAAUGACUCUCAUUCGACUCAACUCGUUGCGCAUGCGCAGUGGGUGUAGCUCACCUUGCCCCACUACGAACUUGACGAUAAUUGCUGUGCGCGGCAGGGUGAGCCAGGGUGCACGCUUUUAUAGAAACUCGUUUUAACUACCACCAUGCUCCCGUCCUCUGGUGGAGUCAGACUAAACCGAGUUGCGUUACAAGAAAUCAUUAGGCUAAAACCGUUUCCCCGGCGGAGACGUGUUAUUACUGAUCCCAGCCAGCAAGCGACCGAGGCCGACUCCGUCCAAAGCGGCAAUAAAGCCGGACAAGGUUUAUUAGCGGAACAAGUGGCGGAUGCAGAUAGCAACAAGGAGUUUUGCGUAGCUCCGUCGAAAAGAAAGAGGAAAAGAUGUUAUGAAUCACGAAGAGACGUAAAAGAAGAGCCAACCGAAGACAAUAGUCGUCCAGAAGGGUCUUUGAGAAGAGCAGUGGAAGCAACUCGCUGUAGUUUCUGUGGUGACUGUAAAUGUUUUUUGUCUCAGCGGUGGGCAUCCGGUAAACGAAGGGGACAGAGCAUCAGUCCUGGCCUAGACCCAUCUGCAGCUAAAAUCAAGUUUUGGACAGAAAACCAAUUCGCAGAGGAUUCUAAGAAGAAUGUCAUAUUGAUAAACUCAAGCCCAAAAGUGACACUUUGUGAUGUAGCCCAGUACUGUGGCACAUGCAGUCACAGUUGUGGCUUUCUGUUAACGGAUAUUCUUAAAACCAAAGUUGUACAUUGCUUCAAACAAAACAUGACAUCUGGCUUUCGGUUUUGGCCUGGCUGCUUGGGCCAAGACAAAUGCACAAGUAAGGAUUGCGCUUCAGCUAAAAAUGCUAUGUUCGUUCCAAGGGUUCCGUCUGAGGAGAACGUCUGUCUGAGUCUCAGUGGACAUAAGAGGAAGAUAAAAGACUGUCCAGAUGCAGAGAUGCAUGAUUUUGGAAAGGGUGGGACAACUGAAGCCACUGCAAGAAACUAUGGGGAAUACAGGGCCAACAUGUCAGAAAGAGAUGGUGGGGAGGAGAAGCCAGGAGCAGAGAUGCACAGAAACAAAAGGAUAAGGCUUAAGGAUAACAUUAAUGGAUGUUUGUCCACAACCUCAGGCUUAACGGACGUCAAUUAUGAGACAACAACAAACAGCUCUUUAGGAAAAGAGCAAAUGUGCUACUGGAUGUCUGAUAGUCUGCCAAGUCUAAAACCUAUAUUCCACAGCUCUAGCAUCUUUGGAUCAGCAGCGACAAAAACAAAACACAAGAAACCUUGUGGCCAAAUAGGUGAAGUCCCAGAAACUGAUGCGAAACAAAUGUUAUCAGAGGUUUUCUGUGAAGAGAGAGCGGUGCUAAAAGAUGAUCCGGAGUCGUUCACUUGCCAACGCGUGAGAGCCUAUAUCAGAAAAAUAAACUUUUCUUGUGCACGUACGUACAUGCCCUGGCCUUUCUCUAACCGUGGCUCAUCCCUUACAGCAGAUGCUAGUAGUACAACCUGUCCUGCAGAUAGCUCUCCAAUAAAUCAGUCCAGCACACUGAGCAGCCAGACCAAAGCACCUGCAGGCCCGUCUUUACCGUCAACCAACCACGCUCAGCCAAGUAAGGAGACACGAGGGGAAAAUGGGGAAUGCACAUUGACUCAAAGGACUGGCAAACUACGCGGCUGCACAUUUUCAUACUCCCCGGACACUACGCAGGCUGAACAACCUCUACACUGUCACGUCUCAGACACAGCUGGGCCUUCCACGCCAAGUCAGUGUGGUAGCGAGCUUCACACUGCCACGUUCUCAGCCUCAUCCACGCCAGUGAAUGAGCCGGAAACCAACAGCACCACAGCUACUCCUUCCCCCUCAGCAAUUGCUUUGAGUGACUGGGAACUGUCAUCCCCAUUCACAAGAGGUGGUUUCAGCCACCCCUCAGCCACACAGUCUUUGUUUCUUCUCAAGAAAGGCACAGGUGUUGAGUUGGCAGAUGCUCAUUCUACCAGCGCUUCACCGUUGUUGCCUCAGUUUAUGCCCAGUCCUCUGGAAAAACUUCAAACAUUUCAAGCUUCAAGUAAUUUUGCACAGUUAAGUUACUCUGACUCGUCUCAGUCGUGUGAAUCCUCCCUCAUUUUGCCCCAAGAGGAGCAAGAAGUUGAUGGAAAUUGUUUUUCUGGUGUAAAUUCCAGUUUUGGUGGGCUUCUAAAAAGGGCUUUUGAAAGUCCCGUUAAUUACAAUGCUUUCACAGAACAUUGGCUAGAGGCCAACUCGGAUAAAUUUAUUAUUUUCCCAAUUCUAUCUCCAAUCAGUUCUCCACAACGAUACUCACAGACAACAUCCUUGCCCCAAAGUCAAGGCUGUUCAGAGGGAAAGGAGGUUAACAAGGACCUCAGCAAACACAAAGUGCUACCUGGAUAUCACGUACCACAUGUUAGAGAUGACAGUUCUCAAAGCUGCAAUGAGGAUGUCGAUCACCAAGAGCAAGAAGUAAUGUCAGAAUGUACUCUGUCUGCCCCUAGCAGUCCGAGAGAUGUAAGUAAUAGUAAUGAUGAGAAGAGCCAGGAUCAAACCGAUUUGGAAGAGGGAGAACAGGGUAACAGCAGUUCUGAACAGGACCUCUUCAAUUAUAAAGUAAAGGGAACUCCUUCCUCCACUGUUCUGACGGAACCACAUUCUCCUCCUAACAAUAAAGAAGAUGAUGGGGCAGACUUCAACAAUGAGGUGGCUGGUGAUGGUCAGCCUGGUGUUUUGGAUGAGUUCACUGCUUAUGAACAGGAUAUCCUGCUUGUGGAUGUGAUCCCGGAUGAUUCCGAGCUGUUUGAAAACUUACCUGAGCAAAGUCUGCUGAAACUGGGACCUGUAAGGUUCAACAAGGUGGCCAAAGCUGCCAGACCUGGUGGCUUGGGAAAGAUGUCAGUACACGGAGCUUCCACGGAACAAAAAUUUUCACCAGUAAGUGUGAAUUUUGACUGGAACAAUUCAGAAAUUGCAGAGGAGCAGGAAAGAAGGCCAUGGAGACCUCAGUCUAGUAAAACAAUUGUGUGUCUCACCACAGACAAGGAAACGCACAACACGUGUCAACCGGAUGCCAACAACAAUGGCAUCAGCAGCGGCUUGGAAAGGACUCAGCCCAUCCAGACAGUGAACUCUUCACAUGACAUCCCUCCGCUUAUGAGCGUAAGAAAUGCGACAAGCAUCACAAACCUGUCAGAGUUCAGACGGGAGAGAUCAAACCCUUACUGCAGACGUUACUUCAGUGAGUCACUGUCCUGUGGGUUCAAGAUGUGUCGCUUUCAGCACGUGCCUGUGGACGGUGAUGAGAAGUUCUGUAUUGAAACUGUGAUACGAUUCACUAAAAAUUCAUUGUGCCUCCAGAAAGCAGGAGCUGUGUUUACUGGCUACUACCAGAACAACUCGCCUGGCGUGUAUUUCUCCGUCCCUGUGCUGCUGUCACUCCUCUGGGCUUUGCUCAAAGCUGGAAUGGUGUCUGACGUCCUCUCAGUCCUCAGCGUCAGCCUGGCCUACAGGAUCGUGCCAAGUUACGAGUUCCUGGAGGCCCUUUUUAACUUUGUGAGAGAGAAGAGUCUAACAGACCUCAUGCCUGAGCUGAUGGAGCUCACAGCCAAGAUGGCCAGUUCAGGUUUGAGUCUGGACGACCACUGCACGAAGAACACUCCUGAGUUGCAGCACGCAGUCCAUCCAGCCUCCCCUGCUUCAGUAUUAAGCCCCAGUGAGCCCUUUCCAGAAUACAUCAACUUGACGCAGUCUGUUCAGGAAAUAGAGCUUUGUGGCAAACAAGAGGACUGGAGGAGAAUGGGGGAGCUUUUUACAUUUUUGUGCAAGUUCAGCCAACAUCCCAACCAAGUGGAGCAAAUCAGCGGUCGCAUUGCCGUAGCACUGCUGUCUGAAAGCAAAGACAAGCUGUCUCUGCCCUUCGCUGCCUUCGCUGAUACAGUUUGUCAGGGUGAAAGUGAACUGAUCAAGAGUUUCUUAGGCAGAAUCGGAGUGUCUCUCAUGUUGCGAUACCACAAAACGCAUCAAUGGGUCAAGGGUCGGAGGGUGGUGGAGGUGCUGUCGAUGUCGAAGGUCAACUACUCAACUAUGAAAAGCUUAUUUGGGAAUGAGGACGGUGCGUCACGCUGCUGCCUCAUCACCAAGGCUGCUGAGAACUUCCUCCGGUGUGGCAGCGUGGAGGGCGCUCUGAACACACUGCGAGAGAACAACUGGUUCCUGAGCUCAAGCUCGUGGCCGUGCGAGCCUGCUGAUCUGGAGAGCAGGAGUUGUGUCUUGUUGAGUCUGGCUGAAAAAACGUCUCACCGUGACACCCUAGAGGUGCUGCACAAUCUCCCUGGAAUUAAAGAGGCAACUGGCCUGAUGGACAUCUCCAGAUACAGUGCUCUGUUUAGUUCUCACCUACAAGUGUGUGUGGACAGACAGAUCCUGCCUGUAGCCUCAGACACUGUAGAACUCAUGCUGUCAAAAAAACUGCCUGUUGACCGCGGUUUGCUACAGAUACUUUUACACAAACUGGGAAAGCAAAAGCUCUGGGUUCGUGCACGGGAGGUCUUCAGACAUGCUCUGAGUGUGGGGUACUAUCAGGGUGUGUCUGCUCCAACUGGUUUCAUGACACUGAUGGUCCCCUGUUUUCUCGGGGAGGUGGAGCUGGCUUUCACCUUUGAGAUGUUCAUCGUUGUCAAUGCAACAGCCAUUCUCCACAACUCGGACAGCCCCACUGCCUCCCUGAACAUCACUCUGAAAAGAACUCAAAGCUCUGAGAGCGAGUACCUCUCUGCUGGCAGCCGCCUCCUCUCUGCAGCUUGCAUCCCUCAGCCAAGACUAACUGUUCAAUACACAGCAGUGAACGCCUCGCAAGAGCAAGUGUUCACGCUUGACAUUUGCUCGGCUCGGCAAUGGCUCCGCUGCAAUCAUCUGUGGGCCAAUGAGGUGUGGAUGCAGUGAACCAAAUGGGUCUUCCCCCAUUGUACUUUUCAUUCCCUAGAAACUGUUUAUUUUCACAAACAUCAUUCUGCCUGUGGGACAGCAACCAUUGAAACCAGGAAAAACAACGUGCACUUCAGUUGAAAUGAUCCUGUUGGCUAAAAAGCACAAUAUCAAAAACUCACCCCAAAGACUGAAAACAACAAAUUUAAAGUCUUGCAAAUAACAUUUUCAUUUUUUUUUUCGAUUGCUCAGAUUCUGUGAAUGUUUGGAAGAACAAAACAUCUGGCAUAGUUCUGUUCAGGUGUUAUGCUUUCAUUUUCUAAUUGUGAAUAAUAUCUUAAUGUAAGUGUGUGUAUAUGUGUAUUAUGGUGUUUAGUCUUUGACAGUACUCUGGUACUGUUACGUGCUAUUAUUGAUUGUUAAGACCUCAAUUCAUUACUUCAUUACUUGUUCCCAGAGUUGUUUUCUUUGUAUGGUGUUUUUAUAAAAACAGUUCUGCUUGACAUA